Messenger RNA from Artibeus jamaicensis (Jamaican fruit-eating bat), 1425 nucleotides. RefSeq names its product carbonic anhydrase 6-like. Lineage: Eukaryota; Metazoa; Chordata; Mammalia; Chiroptera; Phyllostomidae. The transcript has 9 exons. Gene Ontology annotation, molecular function: zinc ion binding; carbonate dehydratase activity. The record is from RefSeq and is a predicted model, not a curated record.
CUCCACUUGCAUAACCAGGGAAGAGUUAGCAUGCAGCAUAGAUUUGGAAUUUCGUAUUGGCCAAGUGAGGGUGGGGCUGAAGGACACACAACCUGCCCUACAAAAGUGAACCAGGGAUGGAGUACGGGAGAGGGACAUAAGCAAGACCCUGGCCUGCUCCAAGGAGCAGCCGUGCAGCCAGCAGGAGACAGAAGACCACGUGCAGCCAGCCCCAAGGACGGGUCCUUUGUUCGUUCCUGGGCUUCUAAAGACACAUCUCCCUGAAUCGGUCCCGAUUCCGGAGUUGCAGCCAUGAUGACUUGGGCAACACUGAUGCCUCUGCUCCUCGUGGGAGCCCUGGCCCAGGAUGGGUCCGACUGGACGUACUCAGGGGGGCCACUGGAUCAGGACCACUGGCCCAGGGAGUACCCUUCCUGCGGGGGGGAGAGACAGUCGCCCGUCAACCUGCAGACUAAGAAGGUGCAGUACAACCCCUCCCUGAAGGCUCUGAACCUGACCGGCUAUGACGCCCAGGGGCUUGACUUCCCCAUAAUGAACAACGGCCACACAGUGAAGAUCAGCCUGCCCCCAACCAUGCGCAUGACAGUCGCUGAUGGCACCGAGUACGUGGCCCUACAGAUGCACUUCCACUGGGGUGGCGCGAACUUCGAAAUCAGUGGCUCCGCGCACACCAUCGACGGGAUCAGAUACCCAGCAGAGAUUCAUAUCGUUCACUACAAUUCCAAAUACAGCAGCUUCGACGAAGCCAAGAACGCCCCGGACGGCGUGGCCCUGCUGGCAGGUCUGAUAGAGGUCAAGUGGUUUACCAGAAACCCUUAUUACAGCAACUUACUUUCCCACCUGAAGAACGUCAAGCGUCCAGGACAAAGCACAGUUCUGAGUGGCCUUAACAUUCGGAACAUGCUGCCUCAAUACCUCAACCACUACUAUACCUACCCGGGCUCAUUCCUCACUCCUCCCUGUGAAGACAAUGUCCAGUGGUUUGUGCUGGAGGACACGGUCCCGAUCUCCAGGACACAGAUUUCGAAACUCGAGAACUCCUUACUGGACAACCAGAACAGGGUCAUGCAGAAUAAUUACCGUAGGACCCAGCCCCUGAACAGCAGAGUGGUGGAAGCCAGCUUCAUGUGUCAGCCUGAUCCACAACAUUUUCUAGGCUCUGAGGUCCAGUGUUCCUCAAGGUAGAUCAACCACAACCUCAAGGACUUGAGAAACUAUGUGGAAGACAAGAAAGCAUAGACAGAGAGCAGCACUGAGCUGGCAGCUCGAGCUGGUGCAGGAAGAGCUGGCCUCCCAGAGUCCACGCCCUGUCCUGGCUCCCGCAGCGACCCCCCGGUGAAAUCACACACAUUGAUCUUCCUAAAUCAUCAGCCAGCUCUAACUUCCCUGUAGUGUUAGGUGUAAUCAUGCCUUUAGAUGUAAUAA